Messenger RNA from Trichobilharzia szidati, 2250 nucleotides. The record is from the annotation of a GenBank genome assembly. Lineage: Eukaryota; Metazoa; Platyhelminthes; Trematoda; Strigeidida; Schistosomatidae.
GAGGAAUACUUAUUUUUUCGCGCUACACGAGGCGAGACAUCCUGGGUGUCUCAUAUGAUAAGCCUUGUGUUCCGCUCUGAAGAUCAGUGAAUCAUGUAUCUGAUUGGCUGACAUUUUGGAUUAGUUUGAAAAUGAACAUUUCUCGAGAUUUGUUUAUUAUUUUUCUUUACCUCUUCCUCGAUGUUGUAACUGUAAGUUUAAUUUUUCCAUGGCUGCCUUCUCUUCUAGAGGCGUUUGAGCAGGAACAGGAAUGGUUUUAUAUUUUGUGUAGGCGGUACAUCCAACAGCUUGGUUUGAUACUGGGGGUUCAAGAAAACUCCCUAUGGGAUACAGUUUUCCUUGGAGGUAUUCUAUCGUCAUCUUCGUCAUUGGCACAAUUUCUUUCAUCACCCUUUGCAGGCGCUUUGUCGGACCUUUUUGGAAGAAAGUCAGUUUUAGUAGUGCUUCAGGUUUUUCUUCUGCUCGUUAAUAUCCUUUGGUUAUGCUUUGGUAAAUCAUUUUUAUGGUUACUGAUAUCUCGUAUACUAUGUGGUGCUGCACGAGCAAAUGUUGGUGUUAUUUCAGCACUUGUUAGCGACAUCAGCAGCAAUGCACUACGUACCAAAGGAAUGGCCGUUGUCGGAUUGGCUUAUGGUAUUGGUUUUACUGUAGGACCUCCAUGUUCAGUUAUUCUACUUAGUCGAUGGAACACAUCUAUAACACCAGAACACUUGAGCUUUGUACUUGGUUGCACUUGUGUAUUCAUUAACUGCAUAAAUCUACUAAUUUUACUCCUUAUUCUUCCAACUCCACUGCAAAAGCGUGGCGAUUUCAAUCAGUCACUAACUCAAGCGCUUCACCUUGUUAAUCCAGUGAAGUUAUUCUCUUUCUCCGGUACAACAAGAAAUCCUAGAGAUGACAGGUCAUUACAUCGCUUAGCAUGUUUCUGGUUCGCUUAUUUGUGCGUAUUCUGUGGUAUAGAAUAUACGCUAAUAUUCUUAGCUCGAGUGCGGUUUAAUUUCACAAGUGCAGAUCAAAGCAAAAUGUUUGGUUUUGUUGGCAUACUGAUGAUGGUAGUUCAAGGUGGGUUCAUCCGUCGUUUUAGACUUGGUGGAGAAGAUAAUGCAAUUACUUAUGGUAUAUGUUCUCUUAUUCUGGCAUCCAGCAUUUUCAGUUUGUCUACAAGUCUCUUCAUGUUCUAUAUUGGACUAGCGUCAUAUGCAUUUGCUUCUUCCAUUUUCUUCCCAAGCGUGAAUGGCUUAGUUUCUCUGUAUACUACUACUGAACAACAAGGACAUACUUUGGGAAUUUUUCGUUCAUUGAAUGCAUUGGCUCGUGUACUUGGUGCAGCAUUCGUGACCAUUGCUUUCUGGAUCUUUGGACCAAGUAUCUGCUACCUGAUUUGUGCCUUUUUCUUAGCUUUGUUGUUCAUUCAUAAGAAGACAAUUUGGAAGAUAUAUCCACUCUCACAAGAAUACACGAAGUUGAAGAAAUGAGCUGAUGAUCAGUUCCGUCUCUUUAAUUUAACCCCAGUCUCUAAACUACUUACCUCACGUAUUUCAGUACCCGUAUUUCUAAUUGCUUUAAAACUUUGUGUACUUUAAGUCUAAUCUUGAAGAUUAAGCCAACGAAUGACAUUCAGAUGAAAAACUUUUUAAACAACGUAUUUACCGAUAAGACCAUUUUUAUAAAGUGACUCUUCCUCGAUUCAUUUAAAAAUAUCUUAAUUAUUCUGACUUCACUGGAUUGAUUAGUUAAAUGUACUGAAUUCUUUGCAAUGUGUCAGGUAUGCAGUUCGCAGUAUUCGACAUAAUUACAUUUGCAGGUCACUGAAACUCGACAAAAGCUGAAGCGAGAUAUUUUUCGGUGGAUAACUCAAACUUCUUUCAAAUGUACAGGACAUGGUCAAAGAAAGUGAUAACCCCAAAAACUAACUUAUAUAAAGAACUCAAUUUUCAAUUUCGUGAGAUGGUACAAGAUUCGCAUUCGAUAUAUGGGGCUGUUUAAGCUACUACGCUGUUGACCACAACGGAGUAGGUGGUGCAGGAUACGGGCCUGAAACUCUUUGGCUAGAAUUUGAGUACCUAAAUCAAUAAGCCACAUGAUUUGAUACAUGUUAGACUUUCAAAGAGAAUCCAAAACUCUUGAAACAAAUAAAUAAAAGAGCUCUACUCCUAAAAACCGUGCGGGUAUCUUGAUGAAACUGUAGAAAAUAUUAUUUUGUUUCCAGUUAAAGAAUGAUAAUUACAGAACACAGCAACGAGUUUAUUA